AUGUGGCUGGAUGAUGAAGGGGGAGAUGGUGGUGACCAGGGAAUGUGGCUGGAUGAUGAAGGGGGAGAUGGUGGUGACCAGAGGAUGUGGUUGGGUGAUGAAGGGGGAGAUGGUGGUGACCAGGGAAUGUGGCUGGAUGAUGAAGGGGGAGAUGGUGGUGACCAGGGAAUGUGGCUGGAUGAUGAAGGGGGAGAUGGUGGUGACCAGGGAAUGUGGCUGGAUGAUGAAGGGGGAGAUGGUGGUGACCAGAGGAUGUGGUUGGGUGAUGAAGGGGGGGAUGGUGGUUACCAGGGAAUGUGGCUGGAUGAAGAAGGGGGAGAUGGUGGUGACCAGGGAAUGUGGGUUGAUGAUAAAGGGGAAGAUGGUGGUGACCAGGGAAUGUGGGUGGAUGAUGAGGGGGGAGAUGGUGGUGACCAGGGAAUGUGGCUGGGUGAUGAAAGGGGAGAUGGUGGUGACCAGAGGAUGUGGUUAGGUGAUGAAGGGGGAGAGGGUGGUGACCAGGGAAUGAGGCUGGAUGAUGAAGGGGAAGAUGGUGGUGACCAGAGGAUGUGGUUAGGUGAUGAAGGGGGAGAGGGUGGUGACCAGGGAAUGAGGCUGGAUGAUGAAGGGGAAGAUGGUGGUGACCAGAGGAUGUGGUUAGGUGAUGAAGGGGGAGAGGGUGGUGACCAGGGAAUGAGGCUGGAUGAUGAAGGGGAAGAUGGUGGUGACCAGAGGAUGUGGUUAGGUGAUGAAGGGGGAGAGGGUGGUGACCAGGGAAUGAGGCUGGAUGAUGAAGGGGAAGAUGGUGGUGACCAGAGGAUGUGGUUAGGUGAUGAAGGGGGAGAGGGUGGUGACCAGGGAAUGAGGCUGGAUGAUGAAGGGGAAGAUGGUGGUGACCAGAGGAUGUGGUUAGGUGAUGAAGGGGGAGAGGGUGGUGACCAGGGAAUGAGGCUGGAUGAUGAAGGGGAAGAUGGUGGUGACCAGAGGAUGUGGUUAGGUGAUGAAGGGGGAGAGGGUGGUGACCAGGGAAUGAGGCUGGAUGAUGAAGGGGGAGAUGGUGGUGACAAGGGAAUGUGGCUGGAUGAUGAUGGUGGUGACCAGGAAAUAUGGCUGGAUGAUGAAGGGGGAGAUGGUGGUGACCAGGGAAUGUGGCUGGAUGAUGAAGGGGGCUGUGAUAACGAAUGA
Nanorana parkeri is the source of this 1164-nucleotide messenger RNA. RefSeq lists its product as uncharacterized. The coding region runs from base 1 to 1164 and encodes 387 amino acids. The transcript has a single exon. The record is from RefSeq and is a predicted model, not a curated record. Lineage: Eukaryota; Metazoa; Chordata; Amphibia; Anura; Dicroglossidae.